This is a messenger RNA of Drosophila ficusphila, 389 nucleotides long. RefSeq lists its product as uncharacterized. NCBI's taxonomy places the organism in Eukaryota, Metazoa, Arthropoda, Insecta, Diptera, Drosophilidae. The record is from RefSeq and is a predicted model, not a curated record. Bases 94 to 252 code for a protein of 52 amino acids. The transcript is spliced from 2 exons.
GGCAAGGCCAAUUGUCAAUUGUCAACAUUCCUCGUGCAAAAAGUCAAGUAAAAAAUCGAGCUGAAAGUUAGCAUCCCAGAAUAUUCGAUCAAAAUGGUAAAGUCGUCGAACCCCCUGAACAUUUUGCGCAGCAUCUACAACAACGAGUUCCAAUGGAUGCUUGUCAAGAGCUACGGCCUGUUUUUCUUGGGAGUUCGUCUGGCCAAGGAAUUCGUAGGCGUGGAAUUAAUGCCGGCACUGGGACCAGCCUAGUCAUGAAACCAAAAUCGACCGCUUUAAAAACAAAAAAUUUAGUUAACUAAGUAUAAUAUGAAGAGUACAAUAUAUACAAUUGGAGGUGUGUGAGAAGUACAUUAACUUCUGCUGACCAUUAAAUCCCUAAUUUUUGA